UGAUUCUCAACUCUCUACUUCUGUUUCUUCUAUGAAUGAAUCAUACAUGAUAAUUACUACUACUAUGUGUUACCAUAAUCCAAUUCUAAUUUUUCUUCUUCCCCUUUCAAUGUCACAUUAAAUAAGCACUACCAGCCAUGUCUUUAUAUUGUUCAAGCUUGGGUACCAUUAUCCCACGUAUCUUGGGACAAGCAAGGAAGAGAUACCAUGAUGUUUUUUCUGCUUUCACACUCACCUAUGUUGUUGGAGGAGUAGGUUCUACUUCUACUUCUACCUUAACUUCACUUCACUAUAAAGCACAACCCCAUAAUUACAUUGGCUGUGUCUCAAAAUUCGACCGUACUUGUUCUUUUCCUGUCAUGGAGGAGAAGAAUCAGAGUAACAACUUGAGAUUAUUGUAUGAACAAGAAGAACAACCGAAGGAAUAUUCCAAGGAACUUGAUGUUGCUGUGAGAGCAGUGCAGAUGGCAUGUUCACUCUGUCAGACAGUUCAAGACACUUUGAUUUCUAGAACCAACCAUCAGGUCCACUCCAAAGAUGAUAAUUCUCCUGUUACUGUUGCAGAUUGGAGUGUGCAAGCAAUUGUCAGCUGGAUAUUGUCGGAGUGUUUGGGGAGUGAAAAUAUCUCAAUUGUAGCCGAAGAGGACGUUCAAACUCUGUCCAAGGCUAAUGCAUCAGAGCUGUUAGAAGCUGUGGUUGAAACUGUGAAUGAAUGUCUAAGCAAAGCAUCCCAAUUUGGAGUUCAAAAGCCAAAGUCAGCUCUUGGCACUUCAGAAGUUCUAGAAAUAAUUAGUCGCUGCAACUCGAGAGGCGGUGCUAAUGGAAGAUUUUGGGUGCUUGAUCCUGUUGAUGGCACAUUGGGGUUUGUAAGAGGAGAUCAGUAUGCUGUAGCUCUAGCACUGAUAGAAGAUGGAGAGGUUGUUCUUGGAGUUCUUGGUUGUCCAAACUAUCCAAUGAGAAAGGAGUGGUUAAGCUAUCAGCACCGUUAUCAUAGGAUCAUAUCUAAGUUGACUCCUCCAAAUUCUGAAACUUGGAACAAAGGUUGUGUGCUGUAUGCAAAAAAAGGUAGUGGCAAGGCAUGGAUGCAACCUCUGCUUCAUGGCAAUAAUAAGUUCUUGUGGCCAAACAAUGCAAAACAAGUUUGUGUGUCUUCCAUUGACAAUCCAGCACUGGCUACAUUUUGUGAACCGGUUGAGAAGGCCAAUUCAAGCCACUCUUUCACUGCAGGACUAGCUCAUAGUGUUGGUCUAAGGAAACAGCCAUUGAGAGUUUACAGCAUGGUGAAAUAUGCAGCAAUAGCGCGUGGAGAUGCUGAAGUAUUCAUGAAGUUUGCAAGGAGUGGUUACAAGGAGAAGAUAUGGGACCAUGCUGCAGGUGUUAUCAUCAUACAGGAGGCGGGUGGCAUGGUGACUGAUGCCGGCGGACGGCCGCUAGAUUUCUCAAAAGGUAUAUAUUUAGAAGGGCUUGAUCGUGGUAUAGUUGCUUGUUCUGGAACCACACUCCAUGAAAAGAUCAUUGAAGCUGUUGAUGCUAGCUGGGGCUCUUCUAGCCUUUGAGCUAACUUCGUUAUAUGUCAAAUCAUUUAACAGUUUUCACGUGAGUAAUCUCAUACACUGUUACUAUACAUACAGAUCAGAUAAUAAUGUGAAUAAUACUAUUAUCAUUUGUUCUCUUAGAA
Arachis duranensis is the source of this 1678-nucleotide messenger RNA. Its product is annotated as PAP-specific phosphatase HAL2-like. Bases 138 to 1556 code for a protein of 472 amino acids. Gene Ontology annotation, biological process: sulfate assimilation; phosphatidylinositol phosphate biosynthetic process. Lineage: Eukaryota; Viridiplantae; Streptophyta; Magnoliopsida; Fabales; Fabaceae. Gene Ontology annotation, molecular function: 3'(2'),5'-bisphosphate nucleotidase activity. The transcript has 3 exons. The record is from RefSeq and is a predicted model, not a curated record.